This is a messenger RNA of Parnassius apollo (apollo), 1269 nucleotides long. Lineage: Eukaryota; Metazoa; Arthropoda; Insecta; Lepidoptera; Papilionidae. The record is from the annotation of a GenBank genome assembly.
AUGUCUGAUAAGUUUCGUCUGCCAGCGAGAUAUGGAGCCGGUGAAAAAAGUGUGUGGGUGGAAUAUAUUCAGUUGGCAGCCGAUUACAAACCAGCCGUAAAUCUGGGCCAAGGUUUUCCAGACUACCAUGCCCCUAAACAUGUCACUAAAGCAUUGGCUGAUAUUGCCAAUGGUGAUAAUCCCUUGCUCAUGCAGUAUACUAGAGGAUUUGGACAUCCCAGAUUAGUACAAAACUUAUCUAAAGUAUAUUCUCCAUUGAUAGGUAAAGAAUUGGACGCGUUUAAUGAGAUUCUUGUAACAGCUGGAGCCUAUGAAGCUCUUUACUCUGCAAUUUUAGGUCAUGUGGAUAAUGGUGAUGAAGUGAUUGUAAUUGAGCCAUUCUUUGACUGCUAUGACUUUAUGAUCAGAUGCGCAGGAGGAAUACCAAAAUUCAUUCCACUAAAACCAAAAUCAAACAAAGAGAACAUGACCUCGGCAGAAUGGGUGCUUGAUGAAAAAGAGCUGGCCUCACUCUUCACUAAGCGCACCAAAAUGCUCAUCCUGAACACACCUCACAAUCCGCUCGGGAAAGUGUUCACACGGGAAGAACUGGAAGUCAUAGCCGAUUUGUGCAAGAAACACGACGUUCUGUGUUUAUCUGAUGAAGUCUACGAAUGGAUGGUAUAUGAACCCUACAAACAUGUAAGGAUAGCAACACUACCUGGCAUGUGGGAGCGGACGAUAACCGUUGGCUCAGCGGGCAAGACAUUCUCUGUGACCGGUUGGAAAAUCGGUUGGGCCUACUGCCCAUCAAAUCUCAUGAGAAAUCUGCAAGUCGUCCAUCAGAACUGCGUGUACACGUGCCCCACACCCACGCAGGAGGCAGUAGCGCGUUCAUUCGAAGUGGAGCUGUCUCGUAUUGACUCGCCGGAGUGCUAUUUCUACUCCCUCGCCCGGGAACUCCUGCCUAAGAGGGACUACCUUGUGAAGACCCUGAAGGAGAACGGCUUCAACCCAACCAUACCGGACGGCGGUUACUUCGUUGUCGCCGACUGGACGAAACUAGGAGACAAAAUCGAUCUUUCAUCUGAAACGGACAAGUACAAAGACUACCGUUUUACAAAGAAGUUCGCGAAGGAAGCGGGUGUGCUCGCGAUCCCUCCCAGCGCAUUUUACUCAGAGGAGCACAAACAUCUAGGGGAGAACUUCGCGAGGUUCUGCUUUAUUAAGAAAGACGAAAACCUUGCCUUAACUGAAAAACUACUUAAAGAAUGGAACAGUAAAAAGUGA